Molecule: messenger RNA, 1063 nt
Organism: Vanessa tameamea
Lineage: Eukaryota; Metazoa; Arthropoda; Insecta; Lepidoptera; Nymphalidae
Product: tRNA-uridine aminocarboxypropyltransferase 1
Exons: 2
Coding region: 120-1046 (308 amino acids)
Biological process (GO): tRNA modification
Cellular component (GO): nucleus
Molecular function (GO): tRNA-uridine aminocarboxypropyltransferase activity
Source: RefSeq, a predicted model, not a curated record
AAAGUGGAUGUCUUUCUGACCUAUUUUCACAUUUCAGUAAUUUAAUUAGUAUGAAGCCUAAUCUCAUUUUCCGUAGGAAGUUUAUGAGCUUAUUCCUUAGAAAUAUCUAAUUAAAAAGUAUGAACCCUAAAAGUCUUGAAGCAAGAAAUCGUGAUGAUAAUCCGUUUAAAGGACUUAAAAUAUCGAAUUCAAGUACAUUAGAUGGUGUAAGCAAUCGUAGCCCAUGCCCACGUUGUGGUAAAUCCCGAAUGUAUUUUUGCUAUACAUGCUUUGUUCCCGUGUCCUGUUUAGAAGGUCGCAUUCCGAUAUGUAGUCUGCCAAUAAAAGUUGAUAUAAUCAAACACAAACGUGAAAUAGACGGUAAAAGCACCGCAGCCCAUGCCGCUGUCUUAGCGCCUGGUGAUGUUAAUGUCUAUACAUAUCCUGAAAUACCAGAAUAUGUAAUAGAUGGGAGAACAGUUUUGUUAUAUCCAGGAACAGAAGCUCGCACUGUUAAAGAGUUGUUUACGGGUAAAUGCAACUCUCAGACUUACACUGAAAAUGUUUUAGCUCAAUUGCCUUCUGGAUAUAAUGUUGGUACUUUGAUGACAAAAAUCUUCAGUCAUAAUAAUGGUAAUAAUGAAAUAUAUCAUGCAGAAGAAUUACCAAUUAAUCGGUUAGUUUUAAUUGAUAGUACAUGGAAUCAGAGUCGAGGAAUAUUUGCAGAUAAAAGAUUACAAAAAAUACCUCAAAUUGUUUUACAAAAUAGAAUAUCUCAGUUUUGGCGCCAUCAAAAGGGAAGUCCCAGAUGGUAUCUUUCAACAAUUGAAGCAUUGCAUCAGUUAUUAUUGGAGUUACAUAUGAGUGCUUGGGGUCGUAGUAUACUCUAUGAAAAUGAACUUACUAAACAUUUUCCAAUACACACACAAGAAAACCAUACUUUAUGCAAACCAUAUGAUGGACAAUAUGACAACCUUUUAUAUUUUUUCAAAUAUAUGUAUGAAAAAUUACACACUUUAUAUAAACAUGAUGAUCUACUGGCUUACAAAAGACCCAUGGAAAUAUAAUGUAAAAUUUCACUAUA